AUGUUGGUGUCGCCCCGUGGUUUGUUGCGUUUUGCGCUGGCCUCCGUGCCGCUGGCCUCCGUCGCGACAGCCAAGAAGAACUUGAUCAUCGACACCGAUCUGUUCUCCGACGUGGACGAUGCCGGCGCGCUUCUCCUGGCCGCUACCUCCAGCAAAGUGAACCUCCUUGCUGUCAAUGUCAAUUACCCCAGCUCUUACUCAGCCCUGGCUGCCUCAGCCAUCCUCGCCCACUACGGCCAUGAGGAUGUUCCCGUUGGCGUCAUGCGUCCCCUGACCAAUGAAUCCUUCUUCGACGACUUCUACUUUGAGCUGGGUGAGUACGCAAGCAAGGUCGCUUACCAUUGGUCUGGCGGAUCGCUGUCAUGGGGUGAUGCCGGCUCUGCUUGGGACCCGGUCUCGCUUUACAGGAAAGUCCUGGCCGAACAAGAAGACAGUAGCGUGACCAUUGCGUCCAUUGGUUUCUUCGACAACCUUUCCGGGUUGCUGAACUCCACCGCCGACGCGUACUCCAACAGUUCCGGUCUCGAACUCGUCCAAAGUAAAGUUGCGGAGCUCGUCAUUAUGGGCGGCGGAUACCCAUCUGGCUAUGAAUACAACUUUUGGGGCUCGAAUAGCUCGCUGACUGCACACGUGGUGAAUAACUGGCCGGGCAAAAUGACGUUUUCAGGGAGCGAACUGGGCGGGAACGUGACGUCUGGCGCCUCUCUGACUGUCGAGGCUCCUGCAGGCGACCCAGUUGCCGCCGCUUACCGCUGGUACACCGGAUACAAUGUUUCGCGAUUCAGCUGGGAUCCUCUUACCGUUCUCUAUGCCUGUGAAGGGACGGCCGACCUCUUCGAGUAUGCAAACGAGUUCGGCUACAACCACGUGCAUCCGAACGGAAGCAACAACUGGGUCUACGAUGAGACGGCGACGAACCAGCAUUGGUUGCAAUUGAAGGUGGAUAAUGAGACGGUUGCCCGGAAGCUGGACCGUCUUUACUUAGAGGGAGCUGUCUCCGCACUUAGUUAA
Messenger RNA from Lasiodiplodia theobromae, 1011 nucleotides. RefSeq names its product Inosine uridine-preferring nucleoside hydrolase. NCBI's taxonomy places the organism in Eukaryota, Fungi, Ascomycota, Dothideomycetes, Botryosphaeriales, Botryosphaeriaceae. Gene Ontology annotation, molecular function: hydrolase activity, hydrolyzing N-glycosyl compounds. The record is from RefSeq and is a predicted model, not a curated record. Bases 1 to 1011 code for a protein of 336 amino acids. The transcript has 4 exons.